Messenger RNA from Penicillium nucicola, 1896 nucleotides. RefSeq lists its product as uncharacterized. The record is from RefSeq and is a predicted model, not a curated record. Gene Ontology annotation, cellular component: membrane. The coding region runs from base 1 to 1896 and encodes 631 amino acids. The transcript has 5 exons. Lineage: Eukaryota; Fungi; Ascomycota; Eurotiomycetes; Eurotiales; Aspergillaceae. Gene Ontology annotation, biological process: metal ion transport; transmembrane transport. Gene Ontology annotation, molecular function: metal ion transmembrane transporter activity.
AUGGAGAAGAUCAUCCCCCAAGCCCUUUCUUCCAAGUUACUCACCCUGUAUACAAACUCCGGCCAGGAUCCAGACCCAACAGCAAAAUCGAAUACUCCUCUUUUUGAGGCUGGCCGCUUCAAAGAUCCAUCUCCUGAUGAGGUUGGUUCUUAUUUAAGGGAGAAGCUUAAGCUGUGUAUUUCCAGGGAUCGGGUUCUGAUCAUUGUUGUCUGUGCUAGUCUCGCCGAGCCUUCUGAUAGAUUACUUCUUGAUAUCCUCAGUGAUCAAAUAGGCGGGCUACCACAUGAUCUAUUCAAGUAUGUGAAUCCACAUAGAGAGCAGGGACAGAGUGUGGCGGCGUUGCCAUCUCACGACCAGGAUCAACAAGACUUCACCUUCCUCCUAAAUUACCCAACAACAACCGCCGACCACUUAGACUCUCCAACCCCAGCGCUCGACUUCGAAGACCGAAAAGUAUGCUUCCAAGGCACAGCAAGCCUGAUAUGCCCCUCGUCCAGACUAGACAAGACCCGACCCCCAACAGAACCAAUGAUAACCCUCUACAUGCCUAAUUUGUUAAUGCUCCCGCGUCUGGAAAGUCACCUCGCCGGCCCGGAGAACACCUGGCGCCUCUCCCGCCUCCUCCACUCCCCCCUCUGGAUCUACAUCGACCUCUUCCAAUCCUGCGGUGACUGGUCGGAAGUAUGGAGCGUCGCAUUGCGAGAUCUGGCGAGGCGCGAUGCACAGGCAUAUCAGGCCAGUUUGUGUCCGUCGACGUUGCAUCUGACCAGGAGGCUGCAUAGGGCGAUUUCUAAUGUCAUCACGCUGAGGGAGAAUCUGAGGUUGCAUAUCUCGUCCAUGGAGAGGUUUCUUGGCUUUGUCACCGGUGGACGGGUUGAGUGGUGUGCUGCUUCCGUGGAAGGCGACGAGGGGUAUACUGAUACUCUGGCGGAGCGUACGCGGGAAAUUUUGAUGGAUUUGGAGUAUCAUCGUGAUACCUCUGUUGUGGUUUUGGAGCAGUUCAACAGUUUGCUUAGUUUGGUUUUUAAUACUGAGACUGUGACUCAGGGACAGGCUGUCGCGAGGCUGAAUGUGCUUGCUUUUGCUUUUUUGCCCUUGUCUUUUGUCAGCGGUCUCUUUGGAAUGACCACCUGGUCGAUUUCAGCUGUAUGGUAUCCCCUGUGGGCUUUGGUUGCUUUUGUGUUGAUCACAGCAGCCGCGUAUAUUUCCGGCAAGCUCUCGUUCGACCGCUCAGAAGGCCAGACAGCUAUUCUAAACUUGCACUGGAAAAGCGAACGCAAUUCGAGCAUGAGGUCUGAGAAUGUCUCUCAUUGGAAUUCGACAGUUCCUGUGACAGUCAUUGCGAAAAAUAGCACUCAUGAUCAAAAGCCGGUACUUGUCUCGAAUCAACUGCGAUAUCGAAACUCAGUCUCUCGUCAUGCGAGAAGACUCGCGGAUCGAUUUGAAAACAUUGGGAGAUCAAGCGGUAGGGUGGAUAGCCCGCAUGUCCCUUCGAUUCAUUUGAGUGCACCGGCGAAUUUUGACAAUGUCGAAGAGAUUGAUUCUGUGUCGGAAACUACCGCUCAAGAACCAGACGUGACUUCAAAUCAGAACCCGGAAAGCAAACCCACUAUUGCAGAAAACGGUGUCUGGGAUUUAUAUGCCAGGCCUUCUAAAAAAGACCAAUAUGACCAGCUUAAUAACCCAAAGGAUCCUAAUAAGCCUUCCGACAUUGCUACGCCAGGGGACGGAUACUACCCACGGGGUCCACCCCAAGCACAGGGCUGGGGAGCAGUGAACUUUUAUCCUCCGGGGCUUUCUCAGGUGCCGACAGGGCCGCCGGAAAAGGUGAGAACUCGUUCUAAGAUGACGAGCAAGGUGCAAUUGGGGGCGAAUCUUUUUCAUAAACGGCAGUGA